GGUGAUGAAACUCGGCAACCCCGAAAUCGCCCGGCGGCUGCUCAGCAACGGGGCGAACCCCAACCUGAGAGACAGUACCGGCUUCGCUGUCAUCCACGACGUGGCCAGGGAGGGCUUUCUGGACACUUUGCAGACUCUGCUGGAGUUCGAAGCCGACGUUAACAUCGAGGACAACGAGGGCAACCUGCCGCUGCACCUGGCGGCGCAGAGCCCCCCAGCAUGGACUGAGCCCCGCCGCGACGGCGGCUCCUUUGGACCUGAGGGUGUGCAGACUGCUUGGGGUGUUUCCCUCCUUUUUAACAACGUUUGUUGUCACGUUUUUAUUUUCUUUUUUUUUGUUUUUUUUUUUCCUUCUGAACAGCUGGUAGUGUAAGUCUCGAGAAAUUCCAGAGGUGGGUUUUUAGACAAUGGAAAUGUUUUGAAUCCAUGCUCCCAGCAGUUUCCUAUACCUUUCACUUUCACACAUACUCAUCUGUGUGUAUGUUGGUUGCUCAUAUCUAGUUUUCCAGUAUCAACUUUUACAGUUUAUUUUAGGUCAUUCGUAUCAAGUCAUUAAUACAAGAGCUACUAUUCAUUCACUUGCUUAAUAUUGCUGGACUUUUAAGAAAAGGAAAUAGUUUACUGUGAUUUCUCCCACCUCUCAAGGCACCCCUCCCUUCUCCUCACUCCCCCCUUCCCUUUCGGUCAGGCUCAGGAGUCUGAGGUCCUGUUUUACCUAAAAACAUCCUUUUAACAAGGGGUCACCUGCAGCCCCUGCACAGGCAGAGCUGGAAGUCAAAGGCUGCGUGGCCUGAGGACAGUGGAUGGCGCUUAGAUGCUUUAGGCAGUAACUGCAUUUUGUCACUAACAAGAGCUUGUAGAACUAGGUCACUUACUUUCUAAAUUUACAUGACACUUUUCCUCUUUGUGUAUUUAAACUUUCACCAAUCUGGUUUUGAAUUUAGUUACCAGAAACAGUAUAAGCGGUGUUUCUUCGAGUGCCAGAGGUUUUAAACAGCUCAGUUUAGUAGUUCGUGUUUACUGUGCAUUGCAGAGGACGUUUUUUUUUCUAGUUUCAAAACAAGCAGCAGAGACCCAUUGUCAAAGAGGACACGAAAGCUGCGAUGCAACACUUCUGGUCGCUUCAUCUGCUGAUUGCAGUUUAGAUGUUCUCUAAGUAAUAUUUGCUUUCCACCAAUAUUCUGGUUUGUCUGGAAAUAAACUAUUUUAAUGACAGCAUCUCACAAAACAAGAACAUUUGAAUAAGGUGACAUUUAGGAAGCAGCACUUUUGGUAUUUGUAAAGUUAAGUUAUUGCUUGCACCUAAAACACAAUUUAACCAUUGGAAAUUUCCUAUUGCAAAAGAGAGUUGAGAGUAUUCACCAGACUGAAACUCAUUUGCCUCUCCAGCCCCAACAGGAGCCAACGAUGCUCAGCACCGUUUCGGGAAGAGUCUGUUAUGAAACUUUUAACAUUUGUACAGGAUCUACUUAUUGGGCAGAUGGCAGUUUAAAGUGCUUAAUUUUGAAUAAUCUACAUUUCAGUCAUGCAAAAUAGAAAGUUUUAAAUCAAUGCAAAAUGAAUACUACUUUAAAUAGCACUUAAAAGAGGAGAGGGAAUACUUUAAUUUAGUUUUUAACUUUUUAUUUUUUAAUUAGCCCCACAAAAUCAGUUACUACGUUUUCAAGUAAAAAAAAAAUUGCUGAAACUGUCUGUCACAUUUACUAUAAGCUCUGUCACACUGCUGUGUUCUGAUUAAAAACCUCUGUGAAAUAUGAAA
Molecule: messenger RNA, 1759 nt
Organism: Zonotrichia albicollis (white-throated sparrow)
Lineage: Eukaryota; Metazoa; Chordata; Aves; Passeriformes; Passerellidae
Source: RefSeq, a predicted model, not a curated record